CUUAGUAGUCCUCCGCCUCCCGCUCAAUUCCAAGAAAGAGUCAGCUUCGAUACCUUCGACAACAAGGAAGCAAGCGAUUUCAGCUUGACGCUGAAUCGCAAACACAAAGAUUACGAGUACACGAAGCGCUCACGGACGUUUCUCUGCGGAACAGAUACGAAUGAGUACUCUGACACUGCCCUCGAGUGGCUGAUAGAUGAACUAGUCGAUGACGGCGACGAAAUCGUCUGUUUACGAGUCGUGGAGAAGGACAGCAAAGAAGCCUUAAAAUGGAGUGGUGGGCAAGGUCAGAGAGGGUAUCGUCGCGAAGCAACACGUUUCUUGGAGGAGAUUGAAAAGAAGAAUACUGAAGAUCGUGCGAUAUCCCUUGUUCUCGAGUUCAGUAUUGGGAAAGUUCACGACACGAUUCAACAGAUGAUUCGAAUCUAUGAGCCUGCUAUGCUUGUCGUUGGAACACGAGGCCGCAGCUUAACGGGCUAUCAAGGACUUCUGUCUUCUGGAAGUGUAUCCAAAUACUGCUUGCAAUACUCACCUGUGCCGGUGAUUGUCGUUCGACCGAGUAGCAAACGGGAAGCGAAGAAGCGGAAACGACUUGCAGAUCCUUCGAGGGGAGGAUACAGGGAUAUUCUGGACAAGAGU
This is a messenger RNA of Pseudocercospora fijiensis CIRAD86, 639 nucleotides long. RefSeq lists its product as uncharacterized. The transcript has a single exon. The record is from RefSeq and is a predicted model, not a curated record. The annotation marks the transcript as partial. Lineage: Eukaryota; Fungi; Ascomycota; Dothideomycetes; Mycosphaerellales; Mycosphaerellaceae.